Lottia gigantea (owl limpet) is the source of this 1407-nucleotide messenger RNA. RefSeq lists its product as hypothetical. Gene Ontology annotation, molecular function: G protein-coupled peptide receptor activity. Lineage: Eukaryota; Metazoa; Mollusca; Gastropoda; Lottiidae. Gene Ontology annotation, biological process: adenylate cyclase-modulating G protein-coupled receptor signaling pathway; cell surface receptor signaling pathway. The record is from RefSeq and is a predicted model, not a curated record. The annotation marks the transcript as partial. The transcript has 10 exons. Gene Ontology annotation, cellular component: plasma membrane.
AUACCGGAUUAUAACGACUUCACAUGCGCAUGGUGCCAUUUCUAUCUCUUUCAAAGGAAGAGUUUCGCGCCAAGUUUGAAAGUUCCGUUUUUGAUGGCGACGAUGAACGGAUCCACGUGGACUCGGGGACGUUUGGUCAAACCCGAUCCAACCAAUAGGACGAGUGUUAAUAUGAUUUGUGAAAGUUUAAACUCGGAUGAGUGCGACCGCUGGAAGAUGUGCUGCCAAUCUGCCCGGGAAUGCUGCAGGGACCAAAUCGCCCAUCCUCCAGUGACCAAUUCGACCUGCAUCGGAACGUGGGACGGAUACGGAUGUUGGCGAGAUGCAAAUCCGGAUACAGAGAAUUAUUUGAGCUGUCCGAAUUUCUUACAGUAUUCUAUUCCGACUAGAAAUGCAUUGAAGUAUUGUCAUAGUAACGGAACUUGGAUGAAAAUAAAUGGAUCACAAUGGACUGACUAUACACCUUGUCUUGAUAAAGAGAGUCUUAUAGAGUCGAUUUACCUUAGUUUAGGAUGUAACAUCGCCAGUAUUCUGUUGUUACUACCAGCUAUAGCCAUCUUUCUCGUCUACAGGCCGUUACGAAAACAACACCGGAUACGUCUACAUAUUUCCUUCUUCCUGUCCUUUAUACUGAGUGACGUCACGGCAAUAUUGUGGGAUGUAGUUGUGACGUAUGAUAGAUUAACCAAUGAAAAUGUGUCACAGAGCGUUCUUUAUCAAAACGGGGCUGGAUGUAAAGCUCUAUCAUUCUUUAGAAUCUAUUGUAAAUCGACGAAUUAUGUCUGGAUGUUUUGUGAAGGGUUCUAUCUCCACAGACUGAUUAGUAAUGCUUUCAAACCACCCAAAUCACUGUAUCCACUGUACCUUACAGGCUGGGGUCUGCCUAUGAUAUAUUCUGUUAUAUACGCUGCCCUGAGAGCCUCAUUAGCCAAUGAAAGCUGUUGGGCGAAGAGUUUUGGACAGUACGAAUGGAUUAUUUAUGCUCCAAAUCUGCUGUGCCUUGUCGUGAACCUGUUUUUUCUAUGCAAUAUAUUAAGAGUUUUGGUGACGCAGUUACAGACGCAUCCUAAUGAGCCUAGCCAUUUCAGACGCGCACUUAAAGCAACCUUUGUACUAAUACCGUUAUUUGGAAUCCAGCUGUUCGUGACCUUAUAUCGAGUUCCCGCCGGAAGUGAAGCAGCGGGGGCUUAUGAAAAAUUCACUACAUUCGUCAUCAAUUCACAGGGUUUUUUCGUGGCCCUGAUAUUUUGUUUCUGUAAUGGCGAGGUAAGGAUUAAAGAAGCGUUUCUUUUUCGAUGUCGUUUUUUAAGUUUUUAUUUCUGUUGUAACAAACCAAUUCAGAUUUCAUUAUUUCUAACGUGUUUCACUUUAGCAGGUAAAUCUCGUAUUAGAGACCAUGAUAAAUAA